CUUUAAUAAUAACAAAGUUCUUAAAAAUAAAAAAAUUAAGUGGGACCGGCGGUCCCUCUAAGUCGGUUCAUAGAUACGGAGUCUGUAUACACGAGCGGCAAGUGUUACCCUCCAUUUCUCUACACACUUUUCCUCCCUCACACUGUAUACAUACAUACAUACACUUCUUUCUUCAACCGCUUCUUUCACAUAACGCCAUAUUUUCAAUUUAACUUCUUGCUAUUUAGCACUUUCAUCCACAAUGUUUCUGCUAACCCUAGCCCUAGCCGCCGGAGCCGGUGCCGGAGUUUCCAGAAGCUCUAUAGUCACCGAUGAGAAUGAUAUCGAGUUCGGCAACCCUAUGUGGUUCGUUUACGCCGGAGUUUCGUGUGUUUUGGUACUGUUUGCAGGAAUUAUGUCUGGUUUGACGUUAGGGUUGAUGUCUCUAGGACUUGUUGAGCUUGAGAUUCUUCACCGGAGUGGUUCAAAUACAGAGAAGAAACAAGCAGCUGCUAUCCUGCCGGUUGUUCAGCGGCAACAUCAGCUUCUUGUAACAUUGCUACUGUGUAAUGCUGCAGCCAUGGAGGCUCUUCCUAUAUACCUGGACAAGAUAUUUCAUCCGGCUGUUGCAGUGUUGUUGUCCGUAACUUUUGUACUAAUUUUUGGAGAGGUAAUCCCGCAAGCAAUAUCAGCAAGAUACGGCCUUGCUGUGGGCGCUAAUUUUGUUGGGCUUGUUCGAGUUCUAAUGAUCAUUUGCUAUCCUAUUGCGUAUCCUGUUGGAAAGGUUUUAGAUGCUUUAAUUGGGCAUAGUGAUACCCUGUUUCGGCGUGCCCAGUUGAAAGCACUCGUCUCCAUUCACAGCCAAGAGGCUGGUAAAGGGGGUGAACUUUCGCAUGACGAGACUACCAUCAUAAGUGGAGCCCUUGAUUUGACAGAAAAGACUGCAGAGGAAGCCAUGACACCUAUUGAAUCAACAUUCUCUCUGGAUGUCAAUUCAAAAUUGAACUGGGAAGCGUUUGGAAAAAUUCUUGCCAAAGGCCAUAGUCGUGUUCCGGUAUAUUCUGGGAACCCAAAAAACAUCAUUGGACUCCUACUGGUGAAAAGCCUUCUUACAGUUAGAGCAGAAACAGAGACUCCGGUUAGCGAUGUUUCUAUUAGGAGAAUUCCCAGGGUUCCAGCAAAUAUGCCAUUAUAUGACAUACUUAACGAGUUUCAGAAGGGCGGCAGUCACAUGGCGGCCGUAGUUAAAGUGAAAAGCAAGAAGCAUCCUCCCGCUGAUGUUAGUGACCGAAAAUUAGCCGGGAAAAAUAAAAAUAAAAAUUCACAACUAACCAAACCAUUGUUGCCCAAACUUGAAGAAUCAAAUGUUGUGGUCAACAUUGACAAGACUUUAGAGUCAACCGUGCAACACACGAGCCCCACAACAAAAGGUUUUAGAUGUGUUACUGAUGAUGUGGAAGAUGGAGAUGUCAUUGGAAUUAUUACCCUCGAAGAUGUUUUCGAAGAGCUUCUGCAGGAGGAAAUCGUUGACGAAACCGAUGUGUAUAUAGACGUACAUAAAAGAAUACGGGUGGCGGCUGCUGCUGCUGCUUCAUCUGUAGCUCGUGCUCCCUCAACAAGAAGGAUAGCUGCUCAAAGACCCACGGGGGUCAAAGAAGAAAAGGACAACCUGCCCGUAAUGUAAUUGUUCAAUCUAAGCAACAUGUUCAAAAAGAUGAAUUGGGUAGUAGUAGUAGUAGAACAGUUUUCGUCCGUUACCAUGUACAUGUAACAGUAAUGGUAAAAAAGGUAAAACCGUAAAAACUCCAAAUCGCUCUUUUUCCGUUUUUGUAUUUACCAUUGAGGUUUCGCUAGCUAACUCGGCUUCGCUACCCUCCUUCGGUCGUGCUCAAUGUGCCUUUCGCUCUCAGGUAAUUAGCUUUUUUGGAUGUUAUGUUUAUUUAAAAGUUUAAAGAAA
This is a messenger RNA of Helianthus annuus (common sunflower), 1936 nucleotides long. Its product is annotated as DUF21 domain-containing protein At4g14240. Lineage: Eukaryota; Viridiplantae; Streptophyta; Magnoliopsida; Asterales; Asteraceae. Gene Ontology annotation, biological process: magnesium ion homeostasis. The transcript is spliced from 13 exons. Gene Ontology annotation, cellular component: intracellular membrane-bounded organelle. The record is from RefSeq and is a predicted model, not a curated record. Bases 242 to 1663 code for a protein of 473 amino acids.